AUGAAGCCCAUCGCUUGGUCUUUGUCCUUGGCUGCCACUGGCUUGGCAUCUUUCGCUGCUGCUGACUGGCAGUACCGUUCUCGCCCUGAUCUCGCCGUCCCGAGACUCAACAUCACAGUCCCUGCUGAUCGAGACUCAGCAGAAAAGGGCUACAUCUUCAUCACUCUGUACGAGGGAUUCGCCGACGGCCACAAAGGUCCUGUCCAGCCUGGCGCUUACAUAUUUCGUGAUAACGGCGAACUGGUCUGGUCUGGCUUAGGAUACCACUCAGGAUGGGUCGCCAACUUUGUUCCAGACACCUGGAACGGCCAGACCUAUCUCCGCGCAUUCCAGGGCAAAUUGGACGGAACUCAUGGUCGCAUGUACGGCUAUCAUGUUCUCCUUGGAAGUGACUAUGAAGUGGCCAAAGUUGUCCGGGCCAAGUCUCCUAGACUCACUUCAGCACACGAGUUCCGUCUUGUUGAUGGCAGGACGGCACUGAUUGAGAACCCUACACCUAGGGUUGUCUCUUUGAAGUCCUGGGGAGGCGAUGAGGGGCAGAACUGGGUUCUUUCUGGCGGAUUCCAAGGCAUGUAUAGAUACCCCUCGACGACUUAUAUCGAAACUGGCGAUGUCCUGUUUGAAUGGCAAAGUUUUGACCACGUCGACCCAAAAUGUUUGCCCGGAUCUGGUAGAAACGAAACCGAUGCCUGGAAUUACUUCCAUAUCAACAGCGUUGACAAGGACGAUGAGGGCAACUAUCUCUUGUCCGCCCGCAACAUCGCGGCCAUCUUCAAAAUCAACGGGACAAGCGGAGAUAUUAUCUGGCAGCUUGGCGGUUUCCACGGCGGCUCUUCGUUCCAAAUCUCACAGGAAGACCGCUUCUCGUUCCAACAUCAUGCGCGAUUCCAUGGCCGCUCGCCUGAUGGAAGCCUCGAGUUCAUUUCACUUUUCGACAACGGGGCUCAUUCCGCCCCAUUUAAGACUCAUCCGUUCUCUAGAGCCAGAUACUUCCAGCUUGAUCACAAUAAGGGCACCGCAAAGGCACUCAAAACGUUUGAUGCACCUGACGGUCUAUCUGCUCACACUCAAGGCAGCGUUCAGAUCCUCCCCAACAAGAAUUUCUUUGUCAAUUGGGGCCAGGCCGGUGCCGUCACAGAGUUUAACAAGGACGGCAAGGUCUUGUUUCAUAGUUACCUGGAUUCCGCACCCGAGGGAAUCUUUGUCCAGAGUUACCGAGGUUUCCGAGCCAACUGGACUGGAAAUCCAAGCGAAGAACCAGCUGUUGCUGCAUUCAAACGCCAGGAAAAGAGUGGUUUGGAUGUGUAUGCUUCUUGGAAUGGAGAUACUGAGGCGGCAUCAUGGCGUUUCUACGCGCGGUCUCUCGAACAGUCACAAGACCAGCUCCUAGGAGAGUUUGAGCGCAAGGGCUUCGAGACUCACGCGGAGCUUCGGGAAUUUUCAGUCGGCGGAGAUCUACUUGUUACUGCUGAGGCAGUGGAUGUGAAUGGCAAGGUACUGACUCGCACGAACCCUGUUGUUGCCCAAGCCGAGUUAGAUCACUUGAAACAGGUACAGAAGGAGCACCUCUCUGGGAUAAUUUUGAACCUGAUAGCAAGUUAG
Messenger RNA from Fusarium vanettenii 77-13-4, 1602 nucleotides. RefSeq lists its product as uncharacterized. The record is from RefSeq and is a predicted model, not a curated record. The coding region runs from base 1 to 1602 and encodes 533 amino acids. The transcript is spliced from 4 exons. NCBI's taxonomy places the organism in Eukaryota, Fungi, Ascomycota, Sordariomycetes, Hypocreales, Nectriaceae.